AUGACACCUCUUGAGAUCAUCGGCCUCGUCAGCGCCAUCAUAACGUUCAUCGACUUCGCAGCCGAGAACGUUGGGGUGGCGAGAGAGAUCGAGCGGUCCGGAUCCGCUACAUUCAAAGACAAUGCCGACCUGGAGCGUCGCGUCAGACUCGUCGAGGAACACGUCACGGGUCUCAACACAAGGCACGUUGGUGCUGCGAGGGACGGAAAUGAGGCUCAGCUGCUGGAUCUUGUAGAGGAGUACAAGAAUCGCACGGUGCAGCUGAUGACCCUGUUGGCUGGGCUGAAGUCAACCAAGAAGCGCCACAUUUUAUCAAAAAUGGUCAAAGAUUUCCGAAAGAAGGAUGAAAAGGAAACACUUCAGAGGGACUUGGAUGAUUGCAGGUCCAGGAUCCAUUUGCAACUCACCCAGUUGACUAGAUCGGAACUGAGCCGCCGUCUCGAUGAGAUUUCUGCCCUGGGAUACAUCAACACAACUGAAGUGCAGCGUCUGGGCGAAAACAUCAAAGAACUGCAAUCAAAAGUAGAAUUGUGGAAAAAUGUGCCCGGUUUGGUGGAGAGUGCUCACCAAAUCCUAUCCCGCUCGAAAGAGGCCGUCGAACGCACUGCGCAGCGCUUGAUUUUGGAGAAACUUUAUGUUGGCGACAUGACGAAGAGGUUCGACGAGGUUGAACCCGCCCACGAAAAGACAUAUUCCUGGCUCCUGGGCUCGGAAACACCGUCAAGUAAUGAUUUCAAUUCAACCGAUGGGUCUGAACUGAGCUACAGCGAUGGAUCGAACGCUGAUUCUCAAGCGGACAUUGAGUCUCCUCAAAACAACGAUGACCACGAGUCUGGCCAUGAUCUGGCACGUUCGGACCCCGGCGGAGGAUUUGAUGCAAGGUCUGAUGAAGAAUCCGACGAGGAAUCCGACGAUGAAUCACAGGUGUCCUUGGAGCGAACAGAGGAAGAACUUCUAGCUCGACAAGGUCUGAUAGAUUGGUUAGCCCAUGGUGGCGGCAUUUAUCACAUCUCUGGCAAACCUGGAGCUGGCAAAUCCACACUAAUGAAAUACCUCUGUCAAAGCCCGGCCACGGCAGACUACCUCCACGACUGGGCCGGAGAAAAGACACUUAUCUCGGCGAACUUCUUCUUCUGGAAGCUCGGAACUACGGCUCAAAAGUCAUUGGACGGACUACGUCGGGCUCUGCUAUACUCGAUCAUGGAACAGGCACCCGCCCUUCUUGAAUCCGUACUACCAAAGCAGUGGGAGAUGGCCAAGCAAGGGAAGAUAUUCAACUUUCAAAAUUCCGAGAUUGAGUCGGCCUUUGCCAGUCUUCUGCAACAAACAGAGUUCUUUUCCUCACACAAGGUUGCAAUUUUCAUUGACGGCCUGGAUGAGUUUGAUGGAGACCAUGACAAGAUGACGAAGAUGCUUCGCAAUUGGAUAGAGAAAAGCUCGGGGAAUAUGAAAUUGUGUGUCUCAAGCCGAGAAUGGGAGGUUUUCCGACAGAGGCUGAUCAAUUGCCCCGGAAUUCGCCUCCAGGACAUCACGAGACGAGACAUUGAGGCGUACGUCAACAGCGUAUUAUCUGACAAUGAAGAGUUCAAGUCUUUGGCUUUGACACAGCCAAAAGUUCUGGAUCUCAUUGACAUCAUCAGAGAUAAAGCCGAAGGCGUGUUUCUUUGGGUCAAAAUUACCUUGAGCGGCCUUCAAGGGGGCCUUCUUUCCGGGGAGCGACUAGAAGACCUUGAGGCAAGACUCGACGAUUUGCCCGCGGGUCUUGAACAACUCUACGCGUCAAUACUUGGCUCCAUUUUGAAUGGGACCGAUUCCUACAAAGUGGAUAGAAUGAGGGCCAUGCGAAUGAUUCUACUUGCAGCGGAGACCGAAUAUUCCCCACGGCCCUUGCGGCUUACGGAAACUUGGUUCUUGAACGAUUACGAGAAAGACCCCAACUUUGCCUUGAAAUCUCCAAUUGCAGCCCUCGACAAAGGAGCAAGCGUUUACAGACAAGAUAGGGCCAGGCGGUCGGUUUAUCAACGGUGUAUGGGUCUUCUUGAGGUACACUCCAAUGAUUCGGAUCCUCGACCACGAUUGAUGAGGGGCGUGUGCAGGUUCGAGUUUAUGGGUUACCCCAAACAAAUCGAAUCACUUCAAGAGGAGGAGCGCGAAAUCAGCGCGAAAUUGAUUAGCGACAUUGAGAGCUGCCUCAAGAACGGCACCGCCCGAAUUCAUCGGGAAGGCAAUCUCGAGAUCAUCGACGAGGCUGAUGAUAUAUUCCUGCACACCCAUGCGUUUUACCAAGACUCUCAUAGGAUGAAUCAUGAGCAUCCGUCCAGUCAGGCUUCGUUAAGAGAAGCUUAG
Messenger RNA from Colletotrichum orchidophilum, 2346 nucleotides. RefSeq lists its product as uncharacterized. NCBI's taxonomy places the organism in Eukaryota, Fungi, Ascomycota, Sordariomycetes, Glomerellales, Glomerellaceae. The record is from RefSeq and is a predicted model, not a curated record. The coding region runs from base 1 to 2346 and encodes 781 amino acids. The transcript has 3 exons.